Messenger RNA from Chinchilla lanigera (long-tailed chinchilla), 3803 nucleotides. RefSeq names its product NUT midline carcinoma, family member 1 (gene Nutm1). Lineage: Eukaryota; Metazoa; Chordata; Mammalia; Rodentia; Chinchillidae. The transcript is spliced from 8 exons. The record is from RefSeq and is a predicted model, not a curated record. The coding region runs from base 219 to 3575 and encodes 1118 amino acids.
ACGAAACGGAGCAAGUGUGUUCCAGUGGUCGAACUAAGAUUUAAAGUCGGGCCUCUUAACGGCAAUGCCCGCGCUCGUACCGCGAAUGUUGGAAUCCGAGGUUCCAGUUCUGCCGUGAUCCAAUCUUUGCCCUCCUUUCCUUGGAUACCUGUGCAACUGCUGCAUCCAGUUCGUUUUCUGGAUCCUGGACCUGCCUGGCUCAUUCUGGAGGCUUCCAGAUGGAGGAGAUGGCUUCCGACCGAGCAUCCCCGCUGCUGGGACUGGAUGGGGACCUGAUAGCUGGUGCCUUCUCCACCAUCCCCUUCACCCUGCCAACUCCGGGGGCACUGGAGCAACCAGCGCAGGAGCCACCUGCACAGCCCCCGGUGCCCCUGGCGUUCUCUCCAGGAGACUCUCUGGUGCUCUCUGCGUUCCCCAGCCCACUGCUUGUGACAGGGGAUGGGGGCCCUGGCCCCGGUGGGGUGGGGGCCUGCAAGGUCAUUGUCAAGGUCAAGACAGAAGCCGGGCCAGCUGAGCCCUUUCAGACUCAGAACUUGGUUGUCACUCAGCCGGCCUUCAGUUGGGUCACCUCAGGUGCUGCCUGCGGGGGCUCCGAGGCUUCUGCUCCUCAGUACGUGAGCGCCUCGACUGUGAACGCCAUUCUGCCCACUUCCACGGUUUCUGUCAGCCAGGAGGGCCCCUCCAACCGUCUUCCUCCGACUCUACUACCAUCUACCCCACUGGCCGCCAUCGUGUCCACAGAAAAGCUUUGGCCAGGGCCACAGGGGGCUGCCGGACAGCCCUCAGUGGGUGAACUUGCCCAUGUUUCCAAAGGUGUUUAUGAGAACUUCCGGCGCUGGCAGUGCUACAAGGCCUUGGCCUGGAGACACCUGUCCCAAAGCCCUGAUGCGGAAGCUUUUUCCUGCUUUCUCAUCCCAGUGCUUCGUUCCCUGGCACGACUGAAGCCCACUAUGACCCUGGAGGAGGGACUGCCGAGGGCCGUGCAGGAGUGGGACUGCACCAGCAACUACGACCGGAUGGCUUUCUAUGAGAUGGCAGAAAAGUUUAUGGAGUUUGAGGUGGAGGAGCUGCAGAUGCAGAAUGCACAGCUGAUGAGUAACUCCCAGGGCCUAUCUCCUUCAGCCCCUUUAAAACUUGAUUCCUCAGGGCCCGUAGCCCCAGAGGUUUCCCAGCAACCAGUGUACAUUAUGAAGAAGGCGGUCCCCAAGACACGGGCGCCCCGCCAGAGGCAGCGCAAAGCCCAGAGGCCUCCAGUUCCGCAGGCCCCCAAGGAGAUCCCACCGGAAGCUGUGGAGGAGUAUAUUAACAUCAUGGAAGGGCUGGUGGGCACUCACGUGGCUACUAGGGAGUCAGAUGAAGAGGAAGAGAGGCAGUGGGCGGAUGAAGAGAUGUAUCCAGAUCCGAAUCUCCUGAGCUACAUGGAGGACCUGUGUUCUCAAGAAGGCUUUGUCUCUAAGGUGGAGGCUGUCAUCCACCCUCAAUUUCUGGCAGAUUUGCUGUCUCCAGAACGAGAGAGGGAUCCUUUGGCCUUAACCGAAGAGCUGGAACAAGAAGAAGGACUCACUUUUGCCCAGCUGAUCCAGAAGCGACUCAUAGCCUUGGAAGAGGAGGAUGCGGAGGGGCCUCCAGGUUGCAGCGGAGUUCAGUUGGACUCAAGUCCUUCUGUUUCCGAUGAGGAUGAAGAUGGGUGUGGGUGGCCUCAGCCCUCACCUGGGCCUCAGGGGGCUGCAGGAACUGUUGGGCUUGAAAAGGCUGGUUCUUUGGGAAAGCAGGCAAGGGAGACCUAUGGCAGGCAAGGGGAAGCCCUCGAUAGCCCAAAGGGCAUGUGCGGGGAUGGGAAUGUUCUCUCAUCCUCCAGCAGCUGGGAACUGCAGGAAGAGCUUGUGGCUCCACAGGGAGCUCAGGGACCCCUAUGUAUGGAGAUGAUGGGGUCUGGGGAGGUUAUAAGUGAGCUAUCUCAGCAUCAGGAUAGCCUCCUGGAACAUGCUAAGUCCCCUGGGCACUGCCUGAUGGCUGACAGCACUCCAGCAGCUUUGCCCCUUUGCUGGCAGGAAGGCCCCCAGCUCAAGACAGCUCCCAGUUUGGAUGUUGGACUUGCAGAGUCAGCUUCUCUGCAAGGUCAGGGGUUACAAAAGCCUGACCUGGGGUGGCAGGCAGGACCAGAGGCAGAGGAACUUGGAGUGCUUUCUCAAGGGAUGGAGCCUUUUGUAACGCCCCAGAAAGGCUCUGCAGGAGCCAUGUGGGGAGCUGAGAGAAGUCUUCCCAUGGCUCAGAGUUAUGAUCAGAACCCUUCCCCUGGCACAGCUGGGGACAGGGACAUGGACAGGGCCUGGAUCAGCCCAGAACUGUGGCUGAGCAGUGACACAGAUGCUGUAGGUUUGGCGUUGCCCUUAGAAAUUGAACAGGUCAUAAAGAGCUUCCAAGAUGGAAAGUUUCUAACUGAGCACCAGGCACUGGGCUCCAUAAACACCCUUUCUCUGGGUCCUGGAGGCACCACAGUGCCUGGGGACCUGGGGAGCAGUGUGAUUCCCUGCGGAAACACAGAUGUCCCAGCUGCUCUAGCAAAGACAAACUACUGCAGCUUGGAAGGACCUCUGAGGGCCAACAGCCCAGCCUUGGUGUAUAAAGGAAAUAGAGAACAAAGCCCUGAGAUCAUACAGGAUCCCAGUAAUCUGUGGGCUGAAAGUUGCUCCUUACUGCUGGAAAGCAGUGUUGGUGCCUCUGUAUUAGCUUCGGAGUCUUCCAAAGAAACCCUGCUGCCCAUGUGCCAAGGCAGCCUCCUUGUUCUGGGGGCCCAGGAUGACUCGUUCCCUGAGGCCAGCCAAGAUGCAGGGAGCAGAGGCAAUCCUUUUUCUUUUCCAUUAGAAACCACAGAACAAUUCAACAUACUAGAUGUUGGAGAUGAAUACAGCCUCCAACUAGGGGUCAGUGAGGAUACUUGCCCACCAAUGCUUAAUUCUUAUGACCCUCAAGCGGGCAAGAAAGACACUGGUUUGUCUAAACCUAACCACCUUGUUCCUUUACAAAGAAAUCAGGAGUCUUACACAUUUGGGGCCCUCAAAUCAACAGCUGCUCACCAGGGCUUUGGAAGCACUUCCCCUACAUGGGGAACCAAGGAUACUGUAGUUCUAAAAGAAUCCUCUCGUAGGAGUAAAACACACAACUCUGCACAGGGGGCCAAAAGGCGGCAGAAAGCCAAAGAGGAAGGGGAGGAUGAGCAACUCUCCAACUUCACUUACCUCUUGGCCUCAAAACUUAGCUUAUCUCCCAAAGGACUUCCUCUUGGUUCUCACUGUGCCUUGGGAGGUGGGGGCAUCCGGAGAGCACCCCACAUCUCUGCUGAUGCAAAAGGCCUUGGCCAACCUCCACACCCUGCCACCAAGUCUGGGAAGCAAGCUCUAGCUAGAGGUUCUGCCCCUAAAAGUACUGUUGAAAAGACAUCCCAGGGAGGUCAUCUUGGAGCCUCUGGGGAAAAACCUGUGGUCCAGGGAGUGCUGCCGUCCUCGCAGCCUCACAAAAGGAGGCGUGACACUUCUGCAGCAGGCAGGAGGAAGAAACAUCGCCGUAGCCAGUAGGAAGCAGAGGGACCAUCCUUUGCCACCCGUCCCCAAAAGGGGGUGUCCUAGCAUAGCUGUGACUGCGGCUGCUCACUGGUGGAGAAUCAGGCUUAGGCCAAUACUAUGGUUUUAUGCAAUGGAUGGGAAGGCAGACUGGCUAGGUUGCAGGGCCCUUAGUGGGAAGUAAGGAAGGACCUUUGCAAAGAGUUGUAUGCAAAAAAACAAAAUAAAAGUUUUUUUUUGGUU